UGAAUAAACCUGAACCCAUGAGAUGAGCUUGCCAUCAAGGUAGAGAUCUAUAUUGGAGAGAUAAGGAGAUGGUCCUCGGUCUAUAAUGACCUCGUUCAACACUAACUGGUUUGUGCUUGGGUCCAACUACAAAUAUUAAACAAUUAAUUCUUUUGUUAAAAUUAAAAUUUCACAAAGAAAAUGCGCAAAAAGGCCUUUGCAAAUUUCGCAAUAUUCAAAUAUAUUUGAAUCGAAAAUGUCAGAGGAUAGGCUGUUUGAAUUUAUGUCUAUGACUAGAAGUUCUCAAGAGUCAAGUGACAUACUAAUCUAUACAAAUGAUAACCAAUCGUUCCUAGCAACCAGACUAAUGCUAGUUUAUAGUUCACCAUUCUUUGAUGUUCUGUUAAAUGGACCGUUCAAGAAAGGAAAGAAAUUAGAACGUCAACAAACUUCAACAAUAUAUUUGAAUAUGACAAAAGAUGAGCUGUAUCCAGUUUUAGCUCGAGCGAUGUACGGUGAAGACCAUGGAUUAAGGUGCACAGAAGAAGAUGUGUGGAAAUUUAUCUUAAGUUGGAACAGGGCUAAUAAUACAGAGCCUUCACUCGCCCUUCUCUUAACAGCCCGGUUUGGAAGGAUGGAUGAUGAUGAGGAUUGGGAGUAGCAGAGAACAGUCUCUUUAUUAUGUACCUAAUCCAUUUAUUGAAAUCAGAAAAAGCUGUUUUUUAAAUCUUUUAUGAAAUAAAACUUUAUUACAAUGCUU
Molecule: messenger RNA, 739 nt
Organism: Eurytemora carolleeae
Lineage: Eukaryota; Metazoa; Arthropoda; Copepoda; Calanoida; Temoridae
Exons: 2
Coding region: 236-640 (134 amino acids)
Molecular function (GO): protein binding
Source: RefSeq, a predicted model, not a curated record